AUGAAACAGUCCGUUCAGCUCGACAUUCCUCUCUUCGCCGAGGGCACCAAAGAUGCUUCGUUCCGCCUCCGCAACCAACCCGGCGAGCUGCAGCGCGCUCAUAUCAUGCAGGAGGGCUCCGACCUCACCGUCCAGGCGAACAUAACCAGUGUGCUUCAUGGAACACUGACCCCAGACGGCGACUACGCUACCUUGCUGGUAAUCGAAUAUCGCUUCCAGGGCUCUUUGACCAGGAGCACACGGUUCAAGUCAGCCAUGAUCAAGGUCAAGUUCACUACAACUGAAGACGACCUCAGAGGACGACCAAUAGUUCGAAGCGUGGCACCAGACGGAACGUUCUUCCUCAACUCAGAGACGGCAGAUAUCACAGACACCCUUUCGGCAAACGGUUCCGCCAAAGUCGGCGCAGGACCGGUCAUCCUGGGAGUCGACGCCGGGUGGGAGAGAAGCACGUCCGUCAAACGCGAAUCACAUACCACGCUGGUGGGUACUACCUGGAUCGACGGCCGUGACGCAGGCAAGCCCAACAUGGGCCGGUGGAAAUUGACCGAGAACAAAUCGAAGAAGGACGGUAUCCCCAGCAUGUUGCGCACUGCCAUCUUGGUUACGCAGAAGGUUCCGCUGGCGUUUCAGGCUAUUGUUAGUAUUCAGACAGAAGCUAAUCUGGCCUACGCGCUCAAAAAGGAGGCGAGAAGCUUUAUUGGAGGGAAGAAGGUCGACAUUGUCGAUCCAGUCAAUUUUGCCGCCGGGGAAGCCCGUCAGUCUGUAGGGGUUGGGCUUCCGGGCGUGGCUGUUCAGGGGGAGACGUCACUAGGCGCCAAACAAGGCGUCGUGUCGUCGGUAGAGGACGGUUCCACUGCUUUGUCUGUACCGUCAUAUCAUGCUUGGCUUAUUUUUGUUUUGUUUAUCCUUUUCUACUAG
Messenger RNA from Aspergillus nomiae NRRL 13137, 921 nucleotides. RefSeq lists its product as uncharacterized. The record is from RefSeq and is a predicted model, not a curated record. The coding region runs from base 1 to 921 and encodes 306 amino acids. The transcript has 2 exons. NCBI's taxonomy places the organism in Eukaryota, Fungi, Ascomycota, Eurotiomycetes, Eurotiales, Aspergillaceae.